This is a messenger RNA of Ficedula albicollis (Collared flycatcher), 1662 nucleotides long. RefSeq names its product flocculation protein FLO11-like. The record is from RefSeq and is a predicted model, not a curated record. The transcript is spliced from 9 exons. Bases 1 to 1662 code for a protein of 553 amino acids. NCBI's taxonomy places the organism in Eukaryota, Metazoa, Chordata, Aves, Passeriformes, Muscicapidae. Gene Ontology annotation, molecular function: protein binding.
AUGGACAAACACGGGGGUGGGCAGCCUGUGGGGCAAGCACCCCACAGCUCCCAGAUCCUGUUAAUUCCUUCUCAACAAUCCCAAACACCCCACAGCUCCCAGAUCCUGUUCAUCCCUUUACAAUCCCAAGCACCCCACAGCUCCCAGAUCCUGUUCAUCCCUUUACAAUCCCAAGCACCCCACAGCUCCCAGAUCCUGUUCAUCCCUUUACAAUCCCAAGCACCCCACAGCUCCCAGAUCCUGUUCAUCCCUUUACAAUCCCAAGCACCCCACAGCUCCCAGAUCCUGUUCAUCCCUUUACAAUCCCAAGCACCCCACAGCUCCCAGAUCCUGUUCAUCCCUUUACAAUCCCAAGCACCCCACAGCUCCCAGAUCCUGUUCAUCCCUUUACAAUCCCAAGCACCCCACAGCUCCCAGAUCCUGUUCAUCCCUUUACAAUCCCAAGCACCCCACAGCUCCCAGAUCCUGUUCAUCCCUUUACAAUCCCAAGCACCCCACAGCUCCCAGAUCCUGUUCAUCCCUUUACAAUCCCAAGCACCCCACAGCUCCCAGAUCCUGUUCAUCCCUUUACAAUCCCAAGCACCCCACAGCUCCCAGAUCCUGUUCAUCCCUUUACAAUCCCAAGCACCCCACAGCUCCCAGAUCCUGUUCAUCCCUUUACAAUCCCAAGCACCCCACAGCUCCCAGAUCCUGUUCAUCCCUUUACAAUCCCAAGCACCCCACAGCUCCCAGAUCCUGUUCAUCCCUUUACAAUCCCAAGCACCCCACAGCUCCCAGAUCCUGUUCAUCCCUUUACAAUCCCAAGCACCCCACAGCUCCCAGAUCCUGUUCAUCCCUUUACAAUCCCAAGCACCCCACAGCUCCCAGAUCCUGUUCAUCCCUUUACAAUCCCAAGCACCCCACAGCUCCCCGAUCCUCUCCAUCCCUUCUCCCAGCAGUCCCAGGACUCUGAGCACACAAACACCUCGUCCUGCUCCCCACACCAAGCUGGGCGUGCUGAGAGGAAACAUGAUCAGUGACUGUGGUUGGAGUAUCGUGACUAUUCAGCUCUUUGUGGUCCCAGUUCCACCUCGGGCAGGAUUGCAGCAGGUUCCUCUCCCGGGGAUCCUGAGCUCUGUGACUGCCCCCUCCGAGCCCAUGCGAGGCCCGCUGCCGUGGGGGUCCCGGUGUGGAGAAGAUGGUGCAGGGGGUGUCAUGAUGGGGGUUGGGGGUGAAGGGGGGACAUCGCUGCAGGUUGUCAUGGCCGUCUACAAGGUGACAGUGGCAACAGGUGACAUGGUGGAAGCUGGGACCAACAACUCCAUCUCCAUCACGUUGGUGGGCAGCUACGGCGAGAGCCGCAGGACCACGGUCUCCUUCUUGUUCCUGCCAGGGAAGUUCUCAGCUCCCAAGUGCAGAGCGGCCCUUAAAGGCAAUGCUUUGGACGGUGAUCCCUUCAGCAUAACAGACAUCUGCCUGGGCUGCUCUGAAAGUUCCCUGCAGAUCACUGGAGAGGACAGAAGGGAACAAAUGCAUCUUCUACAACUGGUCCUGGAGGCUGGAGAGAAAAUCAUCUCCCCUCAGGACAAUUUGCAGUCCAAAAACCUGGAAUCUGGAGUUAAAUGGAGAUUAUGCAUCAUAGCUUCAAACACUGAUCUCAAUGUCCAAAGAAAUACCUACUAA